UGUCUUCAGGCCGAAGUCUGCUGAUUUAAGGAUGGACAAGCAGAGUAACAACUUGUACUCUGCACUGUGUUGGAGUAUACACUGACAUAGUUGAUCUUGUGGUUCUUGGUGAGCUUUGUCCUUAAGUUUGUGCACACAUUACAAUUUAGAGCAGUUAUACUCUAUUGGCGGGUUGUACUCAGAGCUAGCGGUGUUUUCUGCACUCUCUCCAUUUCCUCUUACUUGGAGUGUUUGAAUCUCCUCUGGUACUGUCUCUCGUGGUAUUUGUGAGUUCACAAUAGGGGCAAUUAUAGGCAUCUAUGUCUACCUCUAAUAAUACAUACGUAAAACACGAUAAUUAUGAUAGUGACUAUAACGGCUAUGCUGCCACCCUUUACUAAAUAAUGAUUUUGGGUGCCUAAUCUGUCUGAAUCACUUCACAUCUAGGGGGAAGAGUAGUCUUUAACAACACUGACAGCUCUGGUCAUAAAGUCACUCCUAUUCCUCUGUUCCUGCUCUUUUAAAUUUGAAGUCUUUACUUUAAUUUGGAUUUAUAUAUUUUCCGGUGAGUUUCACUUUUGUUCCUUUGGAAAAGAUGUCUUGGAAGUUUAGAGAGAGUUUGUAAAGAAAGUGGUGAAUCGGUACAAGCAAGUAAUGCAUUGAAACAAAUUUUGAAUGCUACAUAUCAAGUUGAAGUUACUGUUAAAACUAGUUCAACAUUUUUACGAGCACUUUUUGAGAAAAUGAAGCAGCUAGUUCAAGCAUUGCCCUGGAAAACACCACCACACAUAGACAAAGACUGGAAAAGAAAAGUGGCUUCUGAUAUGUUAGCUAGUCUGAGUCCCUUACGUUUAUCAAGAUCUAUUUGAUCUCAAUUUCGAGAGAGAUUAAAAACAUCUCAUGAUCAUUUUGCUGCAUCUCUCAGACAAUUAGAAGCUAUUCAUUCUGGAAGAUUGGAAAGAACAGAGGAACAAAGAUUAAAAGUUUGAAAAGUUCAUGCACCAAGGAUUGCAAAAUAUGCAUUACAAAGCACUUCAUUGACAGACAUGUUAUUAUUUGGAAUGCCACAAAUUGGAAGAGAGAUUGGUACAGGUCAGUGUGGUGUAGUUUAUGCUUGUGAUUCAUGGGGUGGCUUUUCACCAUGUGCUAUAAAAUCUGUUCUCCCACCUGAUGAUAAACAUUGGAAUGAUUUAGCUAUGAAAUUUUAUUAUACAAGAAGUAUACCAGAACAUGAUUGUAUUGUCCAAAUUAGUGGUUCAGUAAUUGAUCAUUCUUAUGGAAGUGGAAGCACGCCUGCUGUUUUGUUGAUAAUGGAAAGAUUACAAAGAGAUUUAUAUUCAGCUAUCAAGAUGGGAUUAAAUUGGAUGUGUCAAUUACAAGUAGCUUUAAAUGUAGUAGAAGGCAUUAGAUUUUUACAUAGUCAAGGUCUUGUUCAUUGUGACAUUAAAUUGAAAAAUGUACUGUUGGAUAAAAGAAAUCGUGCCAAAAUAACUGAUUUAGGUUUUUGUAAACCAGAAGCAAUGAUGUCUGGAAGUAUUGUUGGUACACCUAUUCACAUGGCACCAGAACUUUUCAGUGGACGAUAUGACAACAGUGUUGAUGUUUAUGUCUUUGGAAUUUUAUUUUGGUACAUCUAUGCAGGUCAUGUAAAAUUGCCUUAUGUUUUUGAGCAAUGCCAAAGUAAAGAUCAGUUAUGGAAUGCUGUUCGGAGAGGUGCAAGACCAGAAAGAUUACCUCAGUUUGAUGAUGAUUGCUGGCAAUUAAUGGAAGAAUGUCGGGCUGGUGAUCCAGGACAGCGCCUAUUGUUAGGCGAUGUAGAACCUCGUCUAACAAGAAUAAUGGAGCGUUACAUGGAUAAACCUGCUCCAAGUUCUCGACUCUUAGAGAAGGAAGUUGGUUUCUUGUCGAGUAGUCCCUACAUUGAUUUGGAAUUUUGUCCUGGUUAAUCAUUCUGAGUAAUCAGCAUAUUAUCAACAAUUCAACCAGAGACAUUGUUUCUCUUCUGUCUUAACAUACAGAUGCCAUACUGUAUCUUACAAGGAAGACAGAGUCAUCAGUUGUGGGGUUCAGGGGGCCGUAAAGAUUUAUUAUGCACUUUUUUGAGUAGA
Messenger RNA from Centruroides sculpturatus (bark scorpion), 2087 nucleotides. RefSeq names its product dual serine/threonine and tyrosine protein kinase-like. Gene Ontology annotation, molecular function: protein kinase activity; ATP binding. Bases 1026 to 1925 code for a protein of 299 amino acids. NCBI's taxonomy places the organism in Eukaryota, Metazoa, Arthropoda, Arachnida, Scorpiones, Buthidae. The record is from RefSeq and is a predicted model, not a curated record. The transcript has a single exon. Gene Ontology annotation, biological process: protein phosphorylation.